Molecule: messenger RNA, 794 nt
Organism: Chenopodium quinoa (quinoa)
Lineage: Eukaryota; Viridiplantae; Streptophyta; Magnoliopsida; Caryophyllales; Amaranthaceae
Exons: 2
Molecular function (GO): nucleic acid binding
Source: RefSeq, a predicted model, not a curated record
AUGGAUGAGUUAAUUCAACAAGACCAGCUCAUGGAAGAUGAGUUAAUCGAACAACAAUUCAACCAAGAAGAGUAUGAAGGGACUUCUGAUUCAGAGCAUGAACAACAACAAAAUGAUCAAGGCAAUGAUGGUGAUGGGUAUGAUGCAGAUGAUGAUGCAAAUCAAGAAGAAUUACAACACAAUUGCAGAGCAACAAGAAAGAUGACAGUGGAGCAGAAAAGAGCCAUUGUUGAGGAGAUUAUGUUGCACAUGGAGAGGGACUCACUGCCAAGAGGCUUUUUAGCCAAUUUGGCAAGAAAACAUUCAGUGCACAAAUCUACAACAACAAGAUGGUUUCAGGUAAUUAAACAAUCUCUAGCUGAAGGUAUUGUUGUUGAUGUUAAUACCAAAAAAUUAGGCAGAACAACUGAAAGGGGAUAUGCUGGAGCAUUGAAAAUACCCAAAAUAGCAUUGCAUAGACUAAGGCAGCAAGGCAGGCUGAGAACACACACAAGCACAAAUCAUCCAGCAUUGACAGAAAAGCACAAAGUGGCAAGACUUAAAUGGGUUUUAAGUCUAAUUAAUCAUGUUCCAGCAAUUGGGGACCCAACAUUUAGUGAUAUGCAGCAAUGGAUACAUUUAGAUGAGAAAUGGUUCUACAUCAAUCCAGAAACAAGAACCUUCUACCUACUUCCAACAGAAGAUGAUCCUUACAGAGCUCAACAAUCAAGGAGGUUCAAAAUCAAAGCUAUGUUUAUGGGAAUGAUAGGUAAACCAUUGUUUGAUGCUGAAAACAACAUGAUACAUGAUGGAAA